Molecule: messenger RNA, 666 nt
Organism: Sparassis crispa
Lineage: Eukaryota; Fungi; Basidiomycota; Agaricomycetes; Polyporales; Sparassidaceae
Exons: 4
Coding region: 1-666 (221 amino acids)
Source: RefSeq, a predicted model, not a curated record
AUGUCAGACCCAGUUGCGGCGAAGUCUGGCUUUCUCUGCAUGUACAUGUCGAAUCACCCGGACACCUUGGUCUCGUACGUGCGGCAUUGGGGAAGAGUUGGCGAGAAUGUGACUAGUGCUAAGAUGAUAGCCAUAGACUCGAAGGGAAUGACUCUUACCUACAGCACGAAAUCCGGCGGUGAAGCAAAGAAAGAGGUCCGUGUCGAGUUCGACCCGCCACUUGCUGGGUACGAAGAAGUCAAGCCGCGUCUGCUCAGCAUGAAGGUCGAUGCGGAAAAGGCGCUGGGCAUGAGCACCGCACCACAGGUUACGACCUUCCACUUGCCAUCUGACGCUCUGGUCACGGUGGUGGCGCUCGGUUGCCUCUUCUAUACGAUUUAUUCGCCGGGGCCUUCGUCUCCGUACUAUUCGCCCGUGUUCAAGCUCGGGUAUUGGCUCCAGUGCAACCUCCCGUCCUGGGUUAUACCUAGCUCUUGCAUUUUUGCACUGGUCGUGCAUGCCCUAGAAGCUACAUAUACCUUUUCUCUGUGCAAGAAGCAUAGGACUGGCUUUGUUGUUGGCGCACAAUACGUACUGUCCAAUUUUGUGUUUGGAUACCCGGUGCUGUUCGAGCUUCGCCGCCAUAUCCACGCUGCCAGGAUCGACAGUAUUACAAAGGGACAGUGA